AGUCAGUCAGUCAGUGGUUGGCGUGUAUCGUCGUGUUUUGCAUAUAUACAUACAUAUAUAUAUAUAUACUUUUAUGUAUAUAUACACACCUAAUGACACCUUGGUGAUGAAAAGUGUCAAGUGUUGUGACAAGGACCAGUCAAAAUAAUCAGAAUAGAUAGUUGAAAAAAAAAAUAGAGAACAUGUGGUUAACGGCGUGUGUCCUUUUCUUGGUCACAUUACAUGCCAGAGCUCUGAUUGAAAUCGUGGAUAGCGUGGAAGGUGAAAGUUACUCUAAAUAUCUACAAUCACCUCCACUUAUAACAAAACAACCACCCACGGGCGAAUUACUCUUUCAAGUGGCUCAAGUCAACAAAAAUGAAAAUGAAAAACCCUUUUUAAUCGAAUGCGAGGCCGAAGGUGAACCUGCACCAAGAUACAAAUGGAUAAAAAAUGGAAAAAUGUUCGAAUGGCCCGCCUAUGACGAUCGAAUUUCCCAACAAACGGGUCGUGGAACCCUUGUAAUUUCAAGGCCACGCGAAGAAGACAUGGGACAAUAUCAAUGUUUCGCUGAAAAUGAAUGGGGACGUGCAACGUCAAAUUCAGUAUUUGUACGUAAAACUGAAUUAAAUGCAUUUAAAGAUCAAGGUCGACAAACUAAAGAAGCCGAAGAGGGUAAACCAUUUCAUUUGACUUGUCAACCACCAGAUGGUUGGCCAAAACCAAGUGUUUUUUGGUUAAUACAACAUGCAACCGGUGCAACUGUAAAUACAAUAAAUAAUACACGUAUGACAAUUGAUCCCGAGGGUAAUCUUUGGUUUAGUAAUGUGACAAAAUUUGAUGCAAGUGAAAAUUCUUAUUAUACAUGCGCAAUUUAUUCUGAAGUACGUAAUGAAUAUAAAUUGGGAAAUAAAGUUCUUCUUCAUGUAAAAAGUACAUCGGCGUCGGCAACACAAAAUAAAUAUGCACCAGUUAGUCAAUAUUUGAGUAGAAAAAAUGAGGUUGCAUUUCGUGGUGGUAAAUUGGAGCUCUAUUGUAUUUUUGGUGGUACACCAUUGCCAGAAAUUGUUUGGAGUAAAAAUGGAAGGCGCAUUGGAUUAAGUGAACGUGUGACGCAUAAAAAUUAUGGUAAAACAUUGGUGAUUAAAACGGUGAUUUUUGACGAUGAGGGAAUUUAUACGUGCGAGGCGUCAAAUGGAGUUGGCAGUGUUAUUUCGCAUUCAAUGAAACUUGAAGUGCAAUCUGUGCCCUAUUUUACUGUUGAGCCGGAAAUUCAAAGCGCUGCCGAAGAAGAGACUGUUGAAUUUAGAUGCGAAGCAAGUGGCGUUCCAAAACCACAAAUAAAUUGGAUCUACAAUGGAAAGCCAAUUGAAGAAGCUGAAUUAAAUCCACGAAGAAGAGUGUUACCAAAUAAAAUAAUAAUUGAACGUUUAACUAAAAAAGACACGGGUAAUUAUGGUUGUAAUGCAACAAAUUCCCUUGGCUAUGUUUACAAGGAUGUUUAUGUAAAUGUACUUGCAUUAGCGCCAGAAAUUCGUAAUCCACCAACAGAUGAAGUUGUUGUCGAUGGUAAAACAACAAAAAUGACAUGUCAAGUAUUUGGUGCACCAAAACCUGAAGUAAAAUGGAUACGAAAUGGACAAGAAUUAACUGGUGGUAAAUAUAAAAUAGAAUCAACUGGCGAUUUAGUUAUUGAAAAUGUUGCAUUUAAUGAUGCCGGUGAAUAUACAUGUCAUGCUGAAAAUAAAUUCGAUAAAGUUGAAGCAUCAGGAAUAUUAACAGUUAAAGAGCAUACAAAAAUAACUGAUGUACCAAUUGAUUAUGAAGUUUAUGCCGGUGCAACGGCAACAUUUCGUUGUAAUGCGGUAACUGAUUCAAGUUUAACAUUACAAAUUGAUUGGCUGAGAAAUGGACAACCAUUAGAUUUUGAAAGUGAACCACGUUUUGUACAGAGUUCAGAUUUAUCAUUAUCAAUAUUGAAAACAUCUGAAUUGGAUACGGGUGAAUAUACAUGUGUGGCAAGAACUGAAUAUGAUGAGGUACAUGCGAAAGCAACAUUAAUUGUUCAAGAUGCGCCUAAUCCACCAAAAUUGGAAUAUGUACGUUGUCAUCCGCGUGACGCUGAAAUCUCAUGGAAACCAUUGGGUGAUAAUCGUGCGCCUAUAUUGGGUUAUAUUGUUCAAUAUAAUACAACAUUUACACCUGAUGUUUGGAAAAAUUCGAGGGAUUUUAUUCCGGCUGCCGAUCGUACUAUUAGCGUUCCAAUGAGUCCAUGGGCUAAUUAUACAUUCCGCGUUAUUGCUUGGAAUAAAAUUGGUAAAUCGGAUCCAUCGCAUCAUAGCACGGAAAUUUGUACAACACAACCCGAUAUACCUGAUAAGAAUCCGGACAAUGUUGUUGGUAAGGGAACAUCACCGACAAAUCUUGUUAUUACUUGGACAGUAAUGCCGCAAAUAGAGCAUAAUGCACCACGAUUUAUGUAUCAAGUUCAUUAUCGACGUGAUAUUCCGGGUGAGAAAUGGAUUAUUGAAAAUAUCAACGAUUGGAAAAUAAAUCGACUACAGGUCGAUCAACAACAAACUUAUCAACGUUAUCGAAUGAAAGUUGGUGCUAUUAAUGAAAAAGGUGAAUGCCGAGUACAACCUAAAGAAGUUAUUGGAUAUUCCGGAGAAGACGUUCCAACACAAGCGCCGGGAAAUUUCUUAUUGGAACAAGUGAAUUCAAGUACGCAGGCAAUUCUUUCCUGGAGUCCAGUACCACCAGAAAGUGUACGCGGUGAAUUAAUUGGAUAUAAAAUUCAAACAUGGACCGAUAAAGACGGCGAGGAUAAAAUGAGGGAAAUUAAUGUUCGCGGGGCAAAUACAACUCGAACACUUGUCACUAAAUUUGUGCCCUAUAGUAAAAAUUUCGUUCGAAUUUUAGUCUACAAUGGAAUAUUCAAUGGUCCACCUUCGGAGACAUUGACAUUUAAUACACCGGAGGGUGUUCCGGGAACUGUUUUAAGUCUCGAGGCAUUCCCAAUGGGAUCGAGUGCAUUCUUUUUAAAAUGGACAAAACCCGCUGAACCAAAUGGAAUUUUAACUGGCUAUCGAAUUUAUUAUCAAAUUGUGAAUGGAACGAGACUUGAGCCCGAAUUAGAGAGAAGGCCAAAAGUCAAUGAUCCAUUGGCAGUGAGUGCAAAACUCGCGACAUUGAGACCAGAAACUAAAUACAGAAUUCAUAUUCGUGCAACAACCAACGCAGGAGAAGGAAACAACUAUUUCAUUGAACAAACAACGCAAAGAUCUCAAAAGCCAGACGUUCCUUAUUUCACAUGGCAAACAAUUCCCCAGGAGAAUGGAUAUUCAACAGUUAAAUUAAUUUGGCAAUUGAAUUAUAAUGGACAUCCUGGAAGUCAUUUUUUUGCCAAAUAUAAAUUACGAGGCGAAACAAUUUCAUUGCAAACGGAUCCUGAAUAUUACUCCCAUGAAACAUAUGUUGUUGGACUUUUAAGUGGUGAAACGUAUACAAUAUCAAUUGUAGCUGUAGAUGGAAAAUAUAUAACGGAAAGUGAUCCUCAAGAUAUUGAGACGACAAAUGAGGGACCAAUGAUACAAGCUAAGGAAAAUGUAGCGACUGCUGGAUGGUUCAUUGGUAUGAUGCUUGCAAUUGCAUUCCUACUGUUCGUGUUGAUAAUUGUUUGUGUAAUUAAAAGAAAUCGUGGUGGCAAAUAUGCGGUUCACGAGAGAGAAUUAGCCGCUGGUCGCGGUGAUUAUCCCGAAGAGGGUGGCUUCCAUGAAUAUUCCCAACCGCUGGAUAAUAAAUCCGAACGCGGAAGAGCUUCCCUCGCCUCAUCAGCUCAACAAGAUGGCAAACAUCCCGAAUCUGAUACUGAUUCAAUGGCCGAAUACGGAGAAGGCGAUACAGAAGGUAUGAACGAGGAUGGAUCAUUUAUUGGUCAAUAUGGUCGUCAAAGGAAACCAGGACCGAAUUCGCAAGCAUUCGCAACUUUAGUGUAAGGUCGCUUUACCGAAGAUGGUUCUUUUAUUGGACAAUACGGUCCAAAAGGCAGACCAGAAGAAACGCCAUCAAUUCCAACUGGGACAAUAGCAACUUACGUUUAACCUUCAUCUCUGCCAGAAAAUUUCGAAUUCUCUCUCCCAAUUUUUUUAAAUUGAGAUUUCGUUAUUUAUAUAUAUAUAUUUAUAAUUAAGAAUUCAGCACAAUUCGCCUGCAGCUACUAAGAAAAAACAACAACAAAAAUGUAAGCGUUUUGCGCUGGGCGCAACGUCCACUCUUAUACUGCCAAUUAGAAUUCACUUUUUGGCUUUUUUUUUAGUUGACUCGAGGUGAGUGGAAAAAAAUUUUCAAUUUUUCAAAAAUGCUUUCAAAAAUCUAAUCGGAUGAAAUUUUUUAACAACAAAAUUUUCUAGAAUAAAAUUUCGGAAAAUUAAUUUUUCCUUAAUGGAAUUUUUUUUUUCAAUAUUUUGAAAAUUUUUUUUCAAUGAAAUAUUGGAAAUAGUUUGAUCACGCAAAAAAAAAAUGUCUCUUCGAGUCUUCUAAAAAAAUCCGAAUUGUCUUUUUAGAUGUUUCACAUACACACAUAUAUAUAUAUAUAGCGCGCUAGCUAUUAAUCCAGAAAUGAAAAAGAAAAACGGUCUCGUGAAGAAGAAAAUUUAAAAAAAAAAGAAAGAAGCGCUCGACAUUUUUUUUUUUCGACAAUUCGUUAAAAUUUGACAAAAGAAAUAAUUUUUGAGAAUUUUAAAAAUAUAUAACAAUAUAAAUAUAUAUAGAAGAAAUUAUAAUUUAAAACACAAGAUUUUAAAAAUCUUUAAAAAUGAAAAUUUUAGAAAAAAAAACCCGGUUUUUUUAAAUCUCAAGAAUCUUAAAGAUUAGAGACAAUUUUCCAAGGAAAUGAAAAAAAAGAAAUUUAAAAUAAGAUUUCAAAAAAUCUUUAAAUUAUUGAAUGAUGGUAUAUUUUUUGUUUUUUUUUUUAAUUUUUUUAUUGCAAAAUAAUACGUUGAGAAUGUGUUUUAAUAGUGAAAUUAAAUUUUGAAUUUCAUUUAUAAUAAAAAUCGCGUAAAAUAUCGAAAAACUAAAAAUAGAAAAAUAUUUAUUUAGACAGAAACUACGGAAUUAAUUACAGAAAAAAAAUUUUUUUCGGUUAAAAUUUUUUUGCAAUGAAAAUAGAUUUCAAAAAAUCGAACUAAUAUUUUUUUUAAAAGGGAUUUUGACCAUUAUUUUUUAAAUUAAUUAAUUAAUUAAUUACAGAAAAAAAUUCUUUUUUUGGGUAAAAUUUUUGCAUUUUGGAAAAUAGAUUUAAAAAUUUUUUAAAUGAAACGAAUUUAAGGGAUUUUAACCAGAAUUUUUUUUUUUAGAAAACAAUUUAAAAAUGAAGGAUUAAAAUUUACCGAUUUUUCUAAAUAUCUAAAAAAUAUUAAAUUUAGAAAAAAAGAAAUUUCAAAAAAGUUCGAAAAAAAAAACAAUUCUGCAAAAAAUUAAAAAAAAAAAAGAAAUAUUUUUUUUAAAAAAAGUCGAAGAAACUCGAGCGAAGAUCAAAAAAGUAGUGAAAAAAAAGGAAGCAAAUUGAAAAAUCCAAAUAUCAAAAAUUCGAGCGCGUCUUUUUUUCACCCCACCCCACAACAAAUUUCGAGAAAAAAAUCGAUUUUCGUAAAAAAAAAAGAAAAAAAAAAAGCGUAUUUUUUUUUCUUCUCUCGCUCUCUUUUUCUCACACACUUUUUUCCCCGGCCAGACAGCGAUCGCGCCUGCUUCUUUACAGGGUAACCUCGUUAUGUUUGUGUCGUUUUAAAUAUGUAUGCAAAAAAAAAAAAAAAAAAAAAAAAAACCCUCUUUCGAAGCACUCAAAAAAAAUUCCAAAAAAUAUAAAUUUUUUUUUGAUAGCUUCAAAAGUUGAGUUUGAAAAAAAAAGAGUAGCGACGCCGUCUGGCCCCCUUGAUGACUGAAAAAACUUUUAAGGAACAAAUAAUAAAAAAAAAGCACAAAAUGUGACAAAAUAAUUCAACUUUUUAAUCUAUUAUAAUAAUAAUAAUAAUAAUAUUUAAAUUUAGCGAGAGACUAGAGACGCGAGAUAAAGAGAUAAUAUUAUCUAUUGAUAUGAUAUUGAGAAAAAGAUUAUUGUAAAUGCACUAUUAGUAGUUAAUGAAAGAAAAGGAAAAAAAAAAAAAGUGAGAACACAAGGCCUCUAAUCGUUGCUUUUUGUACGUGAAAUGCGCUUUUGGGAAAAUAAUUUUUUUUUUUUUUAAAUCUUUUGUCUUCUUUUCGGGUUUUCUUUUUUUUGAAAAAUAUAUAUUUUUUUUUUUUUUUUUGAAUUUUUUAUUUUUUCUUUUACAUUAUCGCACGAUCGAUGUAGUGUUUUUUCAUCGGUGCGCGAGACGAUUUUCUCUCCUCUUUUCAAUUUUUAAUGAAGAAAAACGUCUCGACGCAACCGACGCGAUGUAAUUAUGAUAUAUAUAUAAUUAUUUAAUAUAUUGAGCAUUGAAUAUAUAUAUAAAGAUAUAUAUUAUAUAUUAUAUAUAUUAAGAAAAAAAAAAGAAAAAAAAGUAAAAAAAAAAACUAAAAAUCACGAAUCAUUAGGCAACUAUUUAAUUUUAAGGGUGUUACUUGAUUUGCGAUUGGGCUACGGCUCUCGAUUUGCCUUGAAAAUAAAAUUUAAAAAAAUAUUUUUUCGAGACGCGUAAAUAUUUCUCAAUUUUUGUUUUUUUGUAUUUAGCGAAAAUUUUUCUUUUUAAAAUUUAUUAUUAAUAUUAAAGCACAAAAUUAUUAUUUUUAAUUUAAUAAAUUAAUAUUUAAUUAUUAAAAUUUGUAUUAAUAUUUCUCAAAAAUUUAUUAUUUAUUAUUUAUUAUAAAUAUAAACUAUAGUUUUAAAAUUUUUUUUUUGGUGAAAAUUUUUUCAAAAUAAAAUUAUUAAUUUUAAAUUUGUAAAAAAUUUAAUUUUUUUGAUAAAAAAAAAAAAAAUUAUUAAAUUAGAAAACAAAAAAAUUAUUUUUUUCCCCUAUUGAAAAAUUUUCGUAAACAAUCAAAAGUAGUGAAACAAUAUUUUUGAGAAAUAUUUCCGCGUUUGGAUAUUAUUUUCCAAUUUGGAAAUUUUACGCUAUUAUUAAUAAUAAUAAUACUUUUAUUAUUAUUAUUAUUACUAUUAUUAUUAUUAUUAUUGCUAUUGCUAUUACUAUUGAUAUUUGUAAUAAUUAUUGUUCAUUGUAGGAGUUACGAAAAUUAAUUAAUAUUUUAAUUAAUUAAGAAAUGAUUAUUAUUAGUAUAAAUAUUGAAUUUUCGCAGCAGAUCGAGGACGAAACUCGUUCGACAAAUCGAACACAUUUUCCUAUCAACGAAUAGAUAUUAAAAUGAAUCUCAAAAAAUACAAAAAAAAAAAAAAUUUUUUUUUUUACUUAUAUAAAUAUUAAUAAUAAUAAUAAUUGUCGAGCGAGUUUCCGUGAUAAAAAGGAAAAAAAAAUUGUACCUCUACGAGAGCGGAAGUUGGUAUCCAAUGCCUAAAAAAAAAAACAAAACUCUUUUCCUCGCGUAAACUUCCAGUAUUUUUGUACGAGUGAUUCUUUUUUUUUUUGCGCACUUUCCCCGACAAUUUUUUUUUCCGAUUUUUUUGUUCUUUAAUUUUUCCUUCGUUUUUUUUUUAUAAACUUUUGUUUUUGAAUAAUAGACAAAGAGAAUUGAUGCUUUUUUUUGAGAAUUCUCUUUUUUAUUGGAGAAAAAUGUAAUUACUAUGCGUACAUUCUUUUUUCUAAUUUCUGUAGGAAUUUGCGAUUUAUUUUAUUUUUAAUUCUGGAUGAAAAAAAUUUUUUUUUUUUUGCACUGCGUGCAUUUUCAUUUGUAAAAUAUCUUUUUUUUUCUUUUUUAAAAAAAAUUAGUUUUUAAGAAAUCGUCGACUCGUCUUGUUGAGGGAAAAAAAAUUAAUGGAGCUGUGCUUUAAUAUUUUUUUUUUUGCUCUAUAUAUUUUUUUUUUAUUGCAGCUCCUGAAAUUUUUUUUCAAUCUGAAGACGAUCAAAUUUUUUCUACAAAGUAGAUUGCAGCUAAUAGAGUAUCCCAUUAAAAAGGGAUCAUAAAAAUAGUAACUGAAAGUACAUUUUUUUUUUGAAAAAAAAAACAAAAAAGACGUUAACGAGAAGCAGCUUUUGUAUUUUUAUUUUUUAAAAAAAGGAAAUAAUGUGUAAAAAAAAAUGGUAUGAUUGUGUUAUAGGUUUUUUUUGUGGGGGGGAAAUUUAAGUAUUUAGAUAACUAUAAUUUAUAAUUAAGUAAUAGUCAUAUAUAUAUAUUUUUUUUAAUUAAUAUUUUUUUGAAUUUCACUUUAAAUUAAUUAUAUUUAAGUGAUGAUAUUUAUUUGAAUUAUAAUAUUACAUUAAAUUGCCUUUUUAUUAUAAUUAUAAAAAAAAAUUUCAUUUUAUAAUAAAAUAUAUUUUAUAUUUCGAAAAGGAAAUAUAAAUAAUGUAUUAUUAUAAUCGAAUAACUAAAUUUCUAAUUUAAUUUAAUUUUAACAACAAAAAAAAAUUACAGUAAUUUAAUUGUAAUUUUAAACUCAUUUUUAAUUUCUAUAUUUAUUUAAAAAUUGAAAAAUUAAUUUAUGUUGACUGAUUUAGGUUUUGGGGAUUUAAAUUUUCUUUCUUUCGGAAAUGGGUUAAUUUUUGAAUUUACAAGGGAUUUUCAGAAUAGUUUUUUUUUUCUUCUUUUUAUUAUAACUAUUUACUAUAAUAUUUAAUUUCUAUUAUAUAAUAUUUUUUGCUUAUAUUCUAUUUUUUCUAUUUUUAUUUUUUCAGUAUUUUUUUUCCUUUUGUAUUUUUUUCAUUUUUCUUCCGUCCUAUGCAAAAGUAUUUUGAUAAAACGAAAAAAAAGCUGCAUGUCGAUUAACGUCUAUUAUUAUAUUAAAAAAAAAAAAUAAAAGAAUCUCACUGCGUUUUUAUUUGUACUUUAUAAUAUAUAUAUAUAGAAAGAGAGAGUAUACUUUGCAAUUGUAUUAAUUUUUAAGUUAAAAAAAAAACAAACAAACAAACAAACAAAAAUUUAUAUAUAGUAUAAAUACAAUAUUUUUUUUUUCCUUGUAUUUUUAAGUUAUAUACUAUAAUGUCGUCUCUGUCGACGAAAUUUUUUUUUUAUACGUCGCGCAUUCCAAAAUACGCCCGUGUACCAUCCAACCACGUCAAUAAAAAAAAAAAAAAAAAAAAAAAAAAAAAAAAUGGAAAAAAAUAUACAAAUACGUAAUUGCGUAUAAUUUAUGAAA
Messenger RNA from Leptopilina boulardi, 9205 nucleotides. It is a transcript of the gene Nrg, whose product is annotated as neuroglian. Gene Ontology annotation, biological process: brain development; cell-cell adhesion. The record is from RefSeq and is a predicted model, not a curated record. Gene Ontology annotation, molecular function: cell-cell adhesion mediator activity. Lineage: Eukaryota; Metazoa; Arthropoda; Insecta; Hymenoptera; Figitidae. The transcript is spliced from 14 exons. The coding region runs from base 183 to 3977 and encodes 1264 amino acids.